GUUCACCCUCUCGAAGAUUCUCAGUUUUAACCAUCAAACCAAAACGCUUCCUUCAUCUCCUUAAUUUUACUUGAUUAAGAGAAGAAAGUAUGAGUAACGUGACAGAGAAACUGGGCAUCAAGAUUGAAAAAAACCCUUCUGAAGAAAAACUCACUCAACUUGGUGUUAGGCAAUGGUCCAAAUGGGGUUGUCCUCCAAGCAAAUUCCCAUGGACUUAUGAUUCCAAAGAGACAUGUUAUCUUCUAGAAGGAGAAGUUAAGGUAACACCAAAUGGAGCAAAUGAGUCAGUUGAAUUUGGUGCUGGUGACUUGGUUGUGUUUCCUAAAGGGAUGAGUUGUACUUGGGAUGUGUCUGUUGCUGUGAACAAGCACUAUCUCUUUGAAUAAUUCUUAAAUGUGGCAUAAUGUUUCCCCUAAUGAAUGAAAUAGUAGGACUUUCAUGAUCUGACUUGGCAUAUGUGCGUUACUUCAACUAUGUUAUUUUGUUUAGAAUGUAUCACACAUUAAUACAUUAUUCUUGUGUCAAUUUCUUUACAGAUCUAUCAUUUUUAAGGUGAAUAAGUGGGGUGUUCAAGGUUCGAGCCUCAGCACUUGUUCAUACUAACUAAGGUAGGUUCACGGAAACGUUAGCGCGUAUGUUGUAUUUAAAAA
This is a messenger RNA of Medicago truncatula (barrel medic), 650 nucleotides long. RefSeq lists its product as uncharacterized. The transcript is spliced from 2 exons. The record is from RefSeq and is a predicted model, not a curated record. The coding region runs from base 90 to 386 and encodes 98 amino acids. NCBI's taxonomy places the organism in Eukaryota, Viridiplantae, Streptophyta, Magnoliopsida, Fabales, Fabaceae.